This is a messenger RNA of Pyricularia grisea, 3765 nucleotides long. RefSeq lists its product as uncharacterized. The transcript has 4 exons. The record is from RefSeq and is a predicted model, not a curated record. The coding region runs from base 339 to 1964 and encodes 541 amino acids. Lineage: Eukaryota; Fungi; Ascomycota; Sordariomycetes; Magnaporthales; Pyriculariaceae. Gene Ontology annotation, molecular function: FAD binding; oxidoreductase activity.
UUCGUCUUUGCCACCAAGUGGUUAAGCUGGAAUACUUUGUGACAGCCUGGUACUCCCUUAGGACGGAUGGUUAAUUACGGGUAAGGGAUAACCACUUUUUUUUUCCCACCGGGGGUCGUGCAGGGACGUUUUUGAUAUUUACUUGCCCGGCUUUGGUUUGUUUGCCGCCUUGUUUUUUUUUUCGGGGUUUCUAUAUUUUAUCUGUCCCCUCGGUUGCCUCUUUGUACCUGCAGGAACAUCUCUUUUUUUGUUCACCUGCAUUGCAUCGUCAGUCGUUAUUUUUCUGCUUGCUUGCUUGCCUUCUCCAGGGCGUAUACACUCACAAAAAAAAAGACACAAUGGGCAACCAAUCUUCAAGCCUGCAGACCUGUCUCAAGGAUGUCUGUGCUGGACAGUCCAACUGCGUUGGCUACGCCGCUUUUAAUAACGACCCAAUCUACCAGCUCAGCUGGGUCAAGCCGUACAACCUCGAUUCAUCCGCCGCCGUGAGCCCGGUGGCAGUCGUGAGGCCAAAGACGGUGGAGCAGGUGGCUGGUAUAGUCAAGUGUGCGGCUGCGGAUGGUAAAAAGGUUCAGGCCAAAUCGGGAGGACACUCAUACGGAACUCACGCCGCUGCAGGUCUUGGUGGCCCAAACAACACCGAUGUCAUCACCAUCGACAUGGUAAACUUUCAACAUUUCAGCAUGGACAAUGUGACUUGGAAGGCAACGAUGGGAUCUGGCCAUCAGCUCGGCGACGUAUCCCAAAAGCUGCACGACAACGGCGGCAGGGCAAUGGCCCAUGGCGUGUGUCCUGGAGUCGGAAUAGGCGGCCACGCCACCAUCGGCGGCCUCGGAGCCAUGUCUCGCCAGUGGGGAUCCUGCCUGGAUCACGUACUCGAGGUUGAGGUCGUCACUGCAGACGGCAAGAUUCAACGGGCCAGUGAAGAGCAAAACUCGGAUUUGUUCUUUGCUCUCAAAGGUGCCGGUGGCAGCUUCGGUGUGAUAACAGAAUUCGUCAUGAAGACGCACCCCGAAUUCGGCAAGGCGGUGCAGUACAUGUACUCAUUUACCUUUCGGUCCAUGCGCGAACAGUGGCGUGUCUUCAAGGCCUGGCAGGAUCUCAUCGGCGACCCGGACCUGGACCGCCGCUUCGGCAGCCAAAUCAUCAUCACGCCGCUGGGCUGCGUCAUCGAGGGCACAUUUUACGGCACGCAGGAUGAGUUUGACGCUACAGGCAUCGUCAGCAAGCUCCCCUCGACACGCAACUCGACCAUCCAGGUGACGGACUGGAUGGGCGCUGUGAUCAGCAACGCCGAGCGCGAGGCCCUAUACGUCUCCAACCUCGCGGCACCCUUCUACUCCAAAUCUCUCGGGUUCCGACAGCAGGAUCUGCUGUCCGAGGACGCCAUCAAGGACAUGUUCAACUACAUCGCCGACGCCAAGACGGGCACGCCCAUCUGGUCCAUCAUCUUCGACCUCGAGGGCGGGGCCAUCAACGACAUCCCCAUGAACGCCACCGCCUACGCCCACCGCGACAAGACCAUGUUCUACCAGUCGUACGCCGUGGGGAUCCCGCAGGUCUCGAGCACCACGCGCAAAUUCCUGACCGGCUUCCACGACCGCGUCGCCGCGAGCAUCAAGGACCGCGAGAACUCGGGCGCCGUCCUGUACGCCGGCUACGUCGACAUAGCGCUGGGCGACGCCGCGCAAAAGUCAUACUGGGGUUCCAACUACCCGGCUCUCCAGCGCAUCAAGGCAAAGUAUGACCCGAAUGAUGUGUUUAGGAAUUACCAGAGCGUUAGGCCUGACGCCAACGCAAAGAGCGAUGAUGGGUCUGGAUCCAGCCCGACGCAAAGUGGCACUAGCGAUCCGCAGGCCACUGGCGAAAGCAAUGAUGAGAACCUCGGGUCCGUCAGCCGACCAGGAUGGGCGCUACUAUGGCUAUGGCUGGGGGUUUCGACGAUGGCGCCAUUCUUGUUUUGAAGGAGGAGACUUUGUUGAACACCAGGUGGCUUGGUAUUACACUCCUUUAGGGCCCCUUCUCGGCGAGCCUUUGCCAGAGCGGGGGGAUGCCAUGAUUUGAAGAGCGAUGAUGAUAUGCAUAAUGACUUGACGACAUGAGCUUGAUUGGCUUGGUCACGAUACAGAUAGAAUUUGGCUUUCAUGUUACCCUCACCAUCAGAUUGAACUACCCCAUUAAUCACUUACGUUUAUAUGACUAUAGAAACACUGUUUUGUAACGCUCGGUAAAUCUUAGUCCGUCAGAUUCCAGAUCGUCGUUUUUUAUGUAGCACUCUGUCUUCUCUUGACGCGGAACAUCCUUCAUUGGCAUGUCAAGAGGAAACGACUCAACCAAACAUUUGCCAAUCAGCAUAUCCCACGGUACCUCAUCCCCCUCCGCCCUGGCUAACAUGUCGAAUCGUAGUAGUAUCUGCCAAGACCAAGCUAAAUACUCAUCUAGCUGAUCCCUAUUCAACUCAUGGAGCGGAUCGUGCGGUACCUUCAAGAGCCGCGUCUCGUGAUAAUCUGCAAGGCGAAGAACGAUAUCGACAAGCUCGGUUGGAAGGCCUUUUACGCCCAGCACCGACCUCACCGUUUCGAUUUCGGCAGCUGACGGCAUGUACGGUGGAUCCGUGUCAAAAUCCAAACCUAUAAACUCUUUAUAGCUUAUGCGGCCCAGCGGGUAAAAGUGAUCAUAUUUGACUUUCCACCGACUCUCCUUGCGCGGACACGUCCGGGAAUGGUCGUCUCGGAUGCCGAAAAACUCCAUGUGUCGAAACUGCGGGAUCUGCGUCAUCAUGUCCGAUACGGUCAGGUCGUGUACCAGCCUCUGGUACGUUUUGGUGCUCAAGUAGUCCGGGGAUGGAUCCGACCAUUCCUCCUCCUCGCUCUUGGCGUUCCCCCCGGCUUUCCUGACGCACCGCUCCGGGAACCCUCGUCGGAUGAAGUUGAGCAAGAUGUAUGCCCGCAGCGUGUCUCGACACAUCAUGCCCAACGCCACGUCGGGACCCACGCAGUAGCAGGUCUGCACGUCCCACCAGCUCAGGAAGUCGACCGUAUGGUGCGCGCAGAUGCGUAGCACCGUGUCCAUGCUGCCAUGCAGGAUCAGCGCCUUGAGCAGCUCCAGGCCGUAGAAGCCGUCGCCGUUUUCCUCGUCGAACCGGUAGCAAUCGUUGCGCUGAUAAUCGUGGAGAAACGUCGACAUGCGUCGAUCCUCAAAACGGGGGAGACACCGGCAGUUGUAGUCGCCUACGUGAGUGCAUAUCACGGGCUCACCACCAGCUCCGGACGUUGGCAAUGGCGCCCCGGCAUGCUUGAACCGCCUCACAGACCACGGCAUACGCUCAUCCUGUAGCGGGCCGCGGUUUUGAAGGCAAGACGGGGUUCCGCUGACGGCACACGACAAGUACCAGCGACGCAAGGAUGCGUCCAUCUCAACGAGGUCCGACUCGGGUAUGACUAUGUCAUUGGGAUCUGGAUCCUCGUAGCUUUCUGCAUAUUUCUUUCGUUCCUGGGCAGCUGAAGUCGUAAGAAACUCGGCCAGCAGUUCUACAAACCUGUUUAGAUCUUUGCCUUGGUCUGGUUUAUGGCGAGGGUAAAAGUUGGUAAUGUCACCGUGGUCGGGAUGAGAUGUGGCAAACUCAAAAUGGGAGGUGAGUAAGUCCCAAGGCACGUCGCUCAUGGGAGUUGCCAUUGUAGGCUACAGGUGUUUGGUUUAGGCUGCUCUCGUUCAGAAUGGAGUUGCUAGAUCAUAUUAGGUGAAAAUACCUACCCAAGAUCUCUG